AGCGGCUCCCUGCGCGCCUGCGCAAGAGGGGAUUCCGCCCGGCGCCGCCGUACUUCAACAUGGCGACCUAGGCCGGCCGCGCCAGCGUCACCGCGGGCGGGAGGGCGAGCGAGGCCGUCGCGGCCGCUGUCGCCGUCAUGUCGCGGCACAGGAACGUCCGAGGAUAUAACUACGACGAAGACUUUGAAGAUGAUGAUGUGUAUGGCCAAUCAGUAGAAGAUGAUUAUUGCAUUUCUCCUUCAACAGCAGCUCAGUUCAUUUACUCCAGACGAGACAAGCCAGGCACGUUUGCUGAGCCAUUAGAAGAAGAAUAUGGCGAUGAAGGUACUGGUGCUGCUGCUGCUGAUUGUUUUACACCCACUCAUCAGUUGACUGAAGUUGAUAGAGCUCGUCUUAAUUCAUGCCUUGAUCAAAUGAGAGAAGUUUUGGCGGAGUCCAUACCGGAGCAAACAAUGGUGCAAGCAGCACUGGAUACUAAAUUCGAUGUACAAAAGGCUUUGGAUCUUGUGCUUUCACAAGGCUGUAAGCAAAAUGUGAAGACCAAGAAUAAGGAUGCUGUGAUUUUAGCAAAGACUACAAAAGGAAAAACAAGGGAUUCCCAGUCAGCCAGAAUGGAAUCUGAAAUUGUGCCAAAAAUUGCCAAAAUGACAGUGUCUGGAAAGAAACAAUCUAUGGGAUUUGAAGUUCCAUGUGCAAUUGCUGAGGAAAAUGGCCACACUAAUACACCUCAGAAAGGACUGUUACCUGAAGAUGCCAGUAUAGCUUCUGGGGCACUUGAGGCUGUCUCAAAAUCUACUCCUUCACCCCAAGUAGUGCAGGUUUCAGAAGAGCAGAAUAUGGUGCCUACUCCAGCAAAAAAGUCAAGCAAGGCAAAACCACAAAUAGAUGUGAAAGCAGAGUUGGAGAAGAGACAAGGAGGAAAGCAACUGCUGAAUUUGGUGGUAAUAGGACAUGUUGAUGCAGGCAAAAGUACUUUAAUGGGUCAUUUGCUGUACCUUUUGGGAAAUGUGAACAAAAGAACGAUGCACAAAUACGAACAGGAAUCUAAAAAGGCUGGUAAAGCUUCAUUUGCCUAUGCAUGGGUCUUGGAUGAAACUGGUGAAGAAAGAGAAAGGGGAGUGACAAUGGAUGUGGGUAUGACCAAAUUUGAGACACCAACUAAAGUAAUUACACUGAUGGAUGCUCCAGGCCACAAGGACUUCAUUCCAAAUAUGAUCACAGGAGCAGCACAGGCUGAUGUGGCAAUUUUGGUUGUGGAUGCCAGCAGAGGAGAGUUUGAGGCAGGAUUUGAGACGGGUGGACAAACUAGAGAACAUGGAUUAUUAGUGCGCUCUCUGGGAGUGACACAGUUGGCUGUUGCUGUCAAUAAAAUGGACCAGGUCAAUUGGCAACAGGAAAGAUUUCAGGAAAUUACAAAUAAGCUUGGCCAAUUUCUUAAGCAAGCUGGCUUUAAGGAGUCAGAUGUGGCUUAUAUCCCAACAAGUGGCCUUGGUGGUGAAAAUCUAGUCACAAGGGGUCAGUCAAGUGACCUCACACAAUGGUAUAAAGGAAAGUGUUUGUUGGAGCAAAUUGAUUCUUUCAAGCCACCACAGAGAUCAGUGGAUAAACCAUUUAGACUGUGUGUUGCUGAUGUUUUUAAAGACCAAGGUUCAGGAUUUUGUGUGACUGGUAAAAUAGAAGCAGGCUAUAUUCAGGUUGGAGAACGACUUCUGGCAAUGCCUCCCAAUGAAACUUGCACUGCAAAAGGAAUCACACUGCACGAUGAACCAGUUGAUUGGGCUGCAGCAGGAGAUCACGUUAGUCUCACUUUGACCGGCAUGGAUAUCAUCAAAAUCAAUGUGGGCUGUGUAUUUUGUGAUCCCAAGGAACCCAUUAAAGUUUGUACUCGGUUCAGAGCUCGGAUUCUCAUCUUCAAUAUUGAGAUUCCAAUCACUAAAGGAUUUCCUGUGCUUUUACACUAUCAAACAGUAAGUGAACCUGCUACUAUUACAAGACUGUUGAGUGUCCUGCACAAAAGUACUGGUGAAGUGACAAAGAAAAAACCUAAGUUCUUGGCUAAAGGCCAGAAUGCUCUAGUAGAGCUACAAACUCAAAGACCUGUUGCUCUAGAGUUGUACAAAGAUUUUAAAGAGCUGGGGAGGUUUAUGUUACGCUACAGUGGUUCCACUAUUGCUGCAGGAGUUGUUACAGAGAUUAAAGAAUGACAGUGGUGACAGAAUUUCCACCGUCCAAGCAAAACUCAAUCAGAUAUCCAAACUUCUGAGUAAGAAUCCAGUUAUUUCAGUUGAAGGAACAAGUGCAAUUAACUGGGGAGAAGAUGGUGGUGACAAAAGUCGAAUUGUGUGAGACAUCUGGGGAUCCCUUCAUCAGUCUCUCCUGCUGCAGAACAAGAUGCCAACUGACAAGGAACUGCAAGUGUUGCACUUCUUGAUCUGAAGAAUCUCAUGAGUUUCUCCAUGUGGAAUUUAGCCCUUAGAGAAGUUGAUGGAAAAAUAUUAGAAAGCUGAAUUAGAGAAAAAGAUGAUGAAUUAUCAUGAAACAAACUUCUUACUUACAGACAUAAAUUGUUUACAUAUUUUCUUUGAUUGCUUUUUUGCUGCACAUUAAUUCAGUAAAGUAACUUUAUUGGUCUAAAAUAUUUUUAGGUUUGAAUUGAAUGCAUAUUCAGGGAAAAAAAAAACAAACCUAUUUACCUUGUUUUCAAGAGAAUGGCAUGUAGUAUUAUCAUGGGAUUGCUUUCCCUGUCCCAGAAUUUAUUUAAGAAAAAAGAGAUUUUCUUUUGCUGUGUAGUGGAAGCUGUGCCAAAUUUGGCUAAUUUUAUUUUUUAAACAGUGAGAAUAAUAAAAUAAAUUUGUCUGAGCA
Messenger RNA from Passer montanus (Eurasian tree sparrow), 2862 nucleotides. It is a transcript of the gene HBS1L, whose product is annotated as HBS1 like translational GTPase. The transcript has 18 exons. Gene Ontology annotation, biological process: translation. Bases 138 to 2204 code for a protein of 688 amino acids. The record is from RefSeq and is a predicted model, not a curated record. NCBI's taxonomy places the organism in Eukaryota, Metazoa, Chordata, Aves, Passeriformes, Passeridae. Gene Ontology annotation, molecular function: GTPase activity; GTP binding.